Messenger RNA from Ruditapes philippinarum (Manila clam), 2758 nucleotides. RefSeq lists its product as uncharacterized. NCBI's taxonomy places the organism in Eukaryota, Metazoa, Mollusca, Bivalvia, Venerida, Veneridae. Bases 723 to 1694 code for a protein of 323 amino acids. The record is from RefSeq and is a predicted model, not a curated record. The transcript is spliced from 6 exons.
AGAUUUAUAAUAGUAUUAGUAUUAUGUAGUCGAUAUAAGCAGAUCAUGUAUACAAUGUAUGUGCCAAACCGAUUAACAUCCAUGGAUUAUGAAAAUUAAUACCUUGUUUACAUAUUGUUUUUGUAAUUAAAAAUGGCCAUUAUCUUGUUUUGAGACGAUAUAAUACCAUUUCGGAUUGUACUGCUAUCCUUAAUCUUUGAUCUUCUCCGUGCGUUUUAAACGUUUGUAUACCAAAUAUAGAAAUUGAACUAAAAUAGUGAAAUAUAAUUGACUGACUUUUAAAUGACUGUAUACAUGAUCUAAGCAUGGUUAUUUAAAUGAAAGAAACGGAAGUCUAUCUGCAAUAUCUUGAAGUUUACGAAAAGAAAUAAAAAGAGAGAAUAUAAAUUGUACUGAAAAUAUAUAUACGCGGAAGAGCAGUUAACAACUAGAAGUUGAUAAAUCUUGUUCAAAGUUUGCGGUUACACUAUAUUAAAUGGAUUAAUUAGCUUAGUUUAAGACAACGUGGUUGGUAUACCUAUAUAUCGUUACAUUCAGACAGAGAUAGUUCAGGGAUUGAAUUCAAGACGGGGUUCACACAAACCGGCACCAUUGAGACUCCCGAGCAACUGAAGCAGUAUAAAGGCAAACUUUCAGAUGAACAGUUUGCCGCACUUCUUAAGGCUUAUAGAAAAGCAUUCCUGGAGCAUGCCGGGAAGGGUGAAAAUGGGAUUCGUGGAUUGAUGACCCCUCGAGAUAGCUCUCCAGGUGGAAGUAGCUUUGCAAGUCCAUUAUCAUUUAUCCAGCCUCGACACAGGAAUAAGUCAACUUAUGUACAGAGAUACAAAGUUCUUCGGGAAAGAAAUAAAAGUCUCCCGAAAUUGGAUUUUAAUGCAAAAGCGUCUGGGAUGCCAAAGAAAUUUCAAGGACCUGGCUCGUUUAGUCGAUCAUACACAUAUGACUCUAUGAAGCUACCAUCAAUUUCCACGUGCAGUAUUGUGACAGGAAUGUCCGGCAAGACAGUUCACUCAGAUGGUUACCGGCGAGUAGAUUUAACAGACAAGAAAAACUUACAGGUCGCUUUUCAUUUUGAGAGUUGGAAAUACAGUCCACCGAAACACCCGAAGGAUCAGCAUAGUUCAUCGUACACUGACCUAAAUACAAGACAAGACUAUCGAGAUCUUACCGCCACAAUGUCCAAGUCCCUCCAGAAUCUCGCCUCUGAAGAAAGUAGCCAAAAACAAGAAAACAUUAAAACAAAAGCUGACAACAGUCAGAAAUACGAGAGCAUUUCCUACAAGAAACAUCUUCUUAAAAGGCACAAAACGAAUGACGCUUCUACUUCAGACACAAAUAAACGCAGUAAAGGAGCACCUGCAAAAUUUAAAUUAGAAAAGGAUAGUAUGAAAGAAUUGGUUGAAAAAGAGUUUGUGUUUGUGAAGAACAAUACAAGAAUGUCUCCGUUAAUAUCAGAUAAACAAGAGAAAACCCAAGAUUCGGUCAAGAAAAACACUAAAAAAUUUGGUUGCAACUUGACCAACCAAUCUCCACCUCUCACAGAUGACGUCACAAACCGUUCUGACACCGCCACUGUAACAACCACAGAUGAUGUCACAAUUCACUCGGCGUUCACUCACACGUCGUAUAAAUCUAACUCUACUAACCAUCAAUACCCUAUUAACAUGUCUGCACCACUUACGAACCUAACAAUUUAAAAUUAUUAGUAACAUUUUUGACAUUUCUUACAAGUACAGACAUUUUCAAAGCAUUAGAUCUACAGAAAACGCGUCAUUGAUAAUUUUACAAAAAGCCUCCAACAUAUCAGUGAAAGGAAAUCAUUGAAUAUAGAAAUACGCAUGGGUCUUACUGUACGUUGUAAGGAAUGCAACUGUCUACAUAAGCAAAUUAAUAACAAUGUUGUAUAGUAAUUUAACUUAAUUUUGUUAUCUUUUAACAUAAAACAGGACGAUAUUAACAAAGUAGAUUUCCAACAGCUUAACAUUUUGUUUCAACAAAGUCUUUUACUAUAUUCACGAUACAAACAUAAGAAGUUUCCUCCAUUAUAGAUUAAUUUUUCGAUAUUUCUAUUAUAUACAUUUUGUAAAAUGUAUCGAAAUUUUCAAGAACAUAUGUGGUAUUGUUUCGAAUAAUAAUGCUCUUUCCCUGUGAGAGGAUUAUAAUGGCUUGACAUAAACAUGAGCGCGGUGAUUUCUGAUAAAUAUUAUUUACUUUGCCUUGUAAUUACCAUUCAUGGUAGGAAAGCUACCCCUUAAGUUUGCUUGCAAGUUGGGAUUUCGUAUAAAUGUUUGAAUUACAAUUUAACCUGAUUCAAUAGGAAUUUCGUCAGUAACUUGCAUAGGUUUCGGUGAAGUUUUAUACAUACAUGUAUAACUUGCAUUUUUUGAUCAAAUAAGAGGUAGAGACACUAGGAAUAAUCAGCGAUAUAUAAUGGCAUACAAGGGCCAGUAACUACUUUUUAAUAUCACUAAAUAAACAGAGAAGUCCCGGUGUUCUUGUUGAUAAAAUACGCUCAUGAGAAGCCGUACAUAAAAAUGAUGUAAAUACAUGUAUUUAUUAAAAUAAAUGUGGUUAAUGCUUCAUCAUAACAUCAUAAUUAAGUUAUUUUAUACCAUUGUUUCAUAUUCAUUAAUCAUUACAAAGGACAUCAUACAAGGUCUAUUAUUGCUGAUCAUUUCUUAUCAUUAGUCAUUUAUCAAGUGCUACAAUUAUUAUAUCUAUGUAUGUUAUAUUGUUAACUUCUUUAGUUCAAUAAAUUAUU